CAUCCGUCUCCAGCCUCCUCCACGGCCCCGCCCCCUCAGGCCGGUCCGUCUCCCCUCCCACCUCACACCUCCGCCCCGCCCGUCAGCCCUGGCUCCGCCCAGACACGGUGCUCGCCGCCACAGGCCCCGCCUCCAGCUCGCGGCCUCGCGCGCCGGAUCGGCGUGCGUGCGGCUGGAGCCUUAAGCGUUUCCCCCUCCCGGCUUCAUCCCUGCUCGCGGCCCAGCGUCGUUCUCCUCCUGCGCGAGGCGGCCAAGGCCUGCUGGCCAGGAGCCGCGCCUCCACCCGCGCGAGGUAGGGCUUCGAGGACCAGCGCGGCACAGGUCUCCGGAGGCCUCCCGAGAGGGGCUAGGGCGCCGGGCCGCGCGUGGGAGCGGGUGGGGCCCGGGAGGAGACGGCGCCCCGGAGGCGAGUGCCAGGCCUGGGCCGACGGUUACGGGCGCCGACCGGCGUUGUCUGGCCUGAACGCCCGGCCUUUCGGUGGAGGGCAGCUUGCCCCUGUGUGUUGCGCCCUUCCGUGGGUCAGACCGGCGGCGAGGUAUCGUCCUUGGAGAAGAUGGAAGCGGAGAGGCGGCCGGCGCCGGGCUCGCCCUCCGAGGGCCUGUUUGCGGAUGGGUACCUGAUCUUGUGGACGCUGUGCUCGGUCCUGCUGCCGGUGUUCAUCACCUUCUGGUGUAGCCUCCAGCGGUCACGCCGGCAGCUGCACCGCAGGGACAUCUUCCGCAAGAGCAAGCACGGGUGGCGCGACACGGACCUGUUCAGCCAGCCCACCUACUGCUGCGUGUGCGCGCAGCACAUUCUGCAGGGCGCCUUCUGCGACUGCUGCGGGCUCCGCGUGGACGAGGGCUGCCUCAGGAAGGCCGACAAGCGCUUCCAGUGCAAGGAGAUUAUGCUCAAGAAUGACACCAAGGUCCUGGACGCCAUGCCCCACCACUGGAUCCGGGGCAACGUGCCCCUGUGCAGUUACUGUAUGGUUUGCAAGCAGCAGUGUGGCUGUCAACCCAAGCUUUGCGAUUACAGGUGCAUUUGGUGCCAGAAAACAGUGCAUGAUGAGUGCAUGAAAAAUAGCUUAAAGAAUGAAAAAUGUGAUUUUGGAGAAUUCAAAAACCUAAUCAUUCCACCAAGUUAUUUAACCUCCAUUAAUCAGAUGCGUAAAGACAAAAAAACAGAUUAUGAAGUGCUAGCCUCUAAGCUUGGAAAGCAGUGGACCCCAUUAAUAAUCCUGGCCAACUCUCGUAGUGGAACUAAUAUGGGAGAAGGAUUGUUGGGAGAAUUUAGGAUCUUGUUGAAUCCAGUCCAGGUUUUUGAUGUAACUAAAACUCCUCCUAUCAAAGCCCUGCAACUCUGUACUCUUCUCCCAUAUUAUUCAGCUCGAGUACUUGUUUGUGGAGGGGAUGGGACUGUAGGGUGGGUCCUGGAUGCAGUUGAUGACAUGAAGAUUAAGGGACAAGAAAAGUACAUUCCACAAGUUGCAGUUUUGCCUCUGGGAACAGGCAACGAUCUAUCCAAUACAUUGGGUUGGGGUACAGGUUAUGCUGGAGAAAUUCCAGUUGCACAGGUUUUGCGAAAUGUAAUGGAAGCAGAUGGAAUUAAACUAGAUCGAUGGAAAGUUCAAGUAACAAAUAAAGGAUACUACAACUUAAGAAAACCCAAGGCGGUUUACUUAUUCUAUGGAACCAAAGAUUGUUUAGUGCAAGAAUGUAAAGAUUUGAAUAAAAAAGUUGAGCUAGAACUGGAUGGUGAGCGAGUAGCACUGCCCAGCUUGGAAGGUAUUAUAGUUCUGAACAUCGGAUACUGGGGCGGUGGCUGCAGACUAUGGGAAGGGAUGGGGGACGAGACUUACCCUCUAGCCAGGCAUGACGAUGGUCUGCUGGAAGUCGUUGGAGUAUAUGGGUCUUUCCACUGUGCUCAGAUUCAAGUAAAACUGGCUAAUCCUUUUCGAAUAGGACAGGCACAUACAGUGAGGCUGAUUUUGAAGUGCUCCAUGAUGCCAAUGCAGGUGGAUGGGGAGCCUUGGGCCCAAGGGCCCUGCACUGUCACCAUAACUCACAAGACACAUGCAAUGAUGUUAUAUUUCUCCGGAGAACAAACAGAUGAUGACAUCUCUAGUACUUCGGAUCAAGAAGAUAUAAAGGUGACUGAAUAGAUGGAUGAGGGAGUGAAAACUUUGCAUAGAAUCCUCACGCAAGUAGAUACAUGUUCAUCCAAAAGUAUUAAUAGAAAUUCUCUAUCAGCUAUUCAGUCUUAAUUUCACUAGUAGUAUAAUGGGUAUACAUUUUUGUAAAUAGCGUCCCCAAACCAGCCAGCCUUCAGUUAUUUACAAAUGUUUGUUCUUUUUUCAGCAAAAUACUUCAAAUGAAUAGUAUUAACUUACGAAAAGUCACAAAAACUUACAUGAGAGUGAAAAUUUGUUAUGACUGUUUUGAGAGUGGGACUCACUCUGAAGUAUGUGCUGUCUCAUUUCUUAUUUUUGAACCAUGCAUAUGAUGGACACACAAUGGAUGGACACAUUAUAUCUCCAACAAGGUGUGGGUGGAAAGAUCAAAUUAACCUGCUUUUUUGAAAGGAAAUGAUUACUGUCAAACCAGCAUGGUUAAUUGUGGGCAUCCUCCUGCAGCAUGCCUCUUAAGAUUUUCUACAACCCAAACCAAGUGUAUGUAUUGAUUUCUAGGAACCCCCAAAAGGAGAAUAGUAAAAAAAGAUCAUACUUAAAAUUUGUAUUACAAUUUUUAUUUUAGGAACUUAUUCAGACACGUAAAUGUUGUUUAAUUCUGUAGGUAACCAUUUGAGCUGCAAUUCAGGAUCUUUUUUAUAACACCAGUGUAGCCAAAAGAGAAACAGAUAAGUGAAUUGGUAAGAAAUAAGAUUCAGAGCACUUGGGAUUGUAAGUUAUAGGUUCUGAGCUGAACAGUUUAUCAGCUGCUCUUUUUAUUAAAAGACAGUGUCAACACUUCAAAAAACGUGCUUAAAGGAAACAACGGUGAGAUUAAUUGCUUAGAAAAAGCUCAAGGCUGACUGAUAAGUUUUAAAAAUUUGGUGGUCUUGUAGUAUUUUGAAAUACGGUAGUCUUUUAACAGAAUUUCUCCUUAGGGAGGUAAGUGGACAGAAAUCUUUGCUAAAAUGUUUAUAUCAUAUUUAUUUUAAAAUGAGAGAGAUAUAUUUUUAAAUUAUUUAUUAUUUACCUUGUGGUAUGGUACCUGUGUUUAGUGUUUAUGUUCUGUAGCUUUAUUUAAUAAGUUAAAUUGAUCACAUAAAUUCUGCUAGUCACAAUCAGAUAGAAAUUUAGUCUAUUAAUUAAAAUUCUAAUUUAAUUCUCCUGACAGAAAUCUAGAUAUUCUUAUUCUUCACAAAUAUUCCUCAUUGUAUUGAAAAAUGAAGGAGGGCAUGAAAAGCACUAGGGAACUACUUUUGGAUAACUGAAAGCUUUGUUUCAUUGUUUUAUUUGCCCCUCAAUUGCCACAAACUUACUGAAGGGCUAGUUUCAUGGUUCCCAUUAGAGGGUGCUUGUUCGCUGCUGUUGACCAGCCCAAGGGUCAUGACCCACAGGUCGGCUGACCCAGAGGGCAUCCAGCCUGGUGUUUUUCUGACACAUGGCCCAGGCUUUGUGGUCUUUCAUGACAUUAAUCUCUGAAAGAUCAGAAUGUAUCCCCCAAAAUACCAUUAGCUGUCUUUGAGGGUCUAUUAUGAAUCUGUCAUCUGUGAAUUGCCAUAAACCUAAGUUUGCCUCACCUCAGGCCCAGACCAUGUUUUCAAAGAGCAACUUAGUAAUGUAUACAGUAGUCAGUACAUUUUAUGAAAUACUUUAUUUUGCUAAAUUAACCUCUUCCAGAUCUCCUCGGGUGAUCUUAAAUUCUAGUCUUGAGAAACUUUGUGAGCAGAUCUGUUUUCAGCUUCUUUAUAUACCUUUCAUGGUAAGUAACCAUGGCAGUGAGGAUGGCAGAGUUGUUUUUUUUUUUUUUUAAUGGGCCAAUCAUGUUCUGGGUAUUAUGAAGUUUAUCCUUUCAUUCAUGAUCAAAAUUGUUAAAGACAUCACAUUUUAUAAAUACACUGUUAAAUCCACUUUGCUGUAGGUUAUAGUUUACCUGUUAUAUAAUUCGUAGUGCUAAUUGUAGUAGAAGCAAAUCAAUUUAGGAUGUUGGAACGAAAAUAAUCGCAAUAACUAAUACAGUUUUUUAAUUGUGAAAACUACAAUUAAAAAUUAUAAUUUUAAUACCAACCAUAAUAUUACAUUGCAUUUAGAACAGGCUUAUGUAAAAUGCCCUGAUUUAUCUAAAUAAGUUGAUUUUUUGGUUAUUGUAAUCUAGUAAGGUUUUUGCAUCACUACUGGUCUGUCAUGAAGUUUUUCUGCUGGCUUAUUCACUUAUUUAGACUUCAUUUAGGGAAGCUAUUUCAGAAUACCAUCUCAUAAAAUGUAUCAUUAUCUUGUUUUUGCAAAAUUCACUUACUUUUUGGGCACAUUUACCCAGCAUUUCAAAUAAGUGUAUAGGCAUGUGCCUUGUUUAAGUACAAUUUAUAAGACUUCAUGUUUGCAAGUUACAUAUUAGGGUAGUGAUUGUUUAUAUUACCAGGGAUUCUACACUUUACCAAAAAAAUUGCCAUAAGAUUUUCCUGUUCCAUUUUAAAUUGUCUUGAUAUUUAAAAAAAUAACUUCUACAUUCUCAGGAAGAAAUACAUGAAGUAAAUCAUAUCUCCAUGUCUGUUUCCAGAUUUCUCUCAUCUUUUUACUAUCCCAAUACAUUCCUAAUUCCUAUAAACGUAGUGGCUUAAAUACUGAAUACCUGGCAGCUCUUAAAGAUCCCUUAGGCAGAUGAUGAUAAUUUUCAGUGUUUCGUCAUGUUUAAUAGAAAUCAAACUGACUUGUGUUUUAAAAUACAAGUUGUCUGCUAGUAAAGUUACAUGAUUUAGGUGUGUUUUAGGUUUUCUGCAACAAUUAGCUGUGAACCCCUAAUGUAGCUAAGUUUAUACAAAUUUUAUAAUCAAAAUUAUUUAUUUUUAUUUUUUUAGAGUAUGUCAAAAACAUAUAGUGUUUGCUUUGUGAAAUACAUUUGCUUAGAGUUAUAAAAUAUACUGUGACUCAGAAAUUGUAAAGUCAGUUUGCGUUGUAAAAAUGAAUACUACCAGCAUGUCAAAAGAAAAAUAAUUUACAUUUGUAAUAUAAAGUAAAAUUGUAUUUAAUAUAUUUAUUGAAUUUUAAAUUUGCACUAACUUGAAAACUUUAAAGGUUAUACUAAUUUAACGAUUAAUGUGGACCCAAAUACAUAAUUUGGCCAAAAAAGUCAUUAGAAUGGGUAAUGGUUUUGUGUGGUUUUCCUUCAAAAUGAUAAUAUUGAAGCAAGAACCAGCAUUUUAUAUUGAUAAUUUUUUAAAUAUUUCUACCCAGUUGAGGACAGUGGAAUAUAAGUAGAUAUAUUUAAAAUAUCUAGAUAUUUAAAAAGAAAGAAAAGGUUGUUUAUCCCAAUCUGAAUUCAUUCUCAGCAACAAGACAGAAAAGGUGGUUUGGGUUUUGCUUUUAAACAGUGUCCCCCUGUCUUUUUCAAUUUUUCCCUUGAAGCCUUUCUCUUGUUCUUCAGCGUACGCGCUGCAGGCUAUCUGCAGCAUCAGAAUGCCUGGGCAGGCUGUUGAAAGUAUGGAUUCCUGAGCCCAACCCUUAACUUAAUGAUUCCCUGUCUCUGGAGAUGCAACAUAGAAAUCUCUGUUUUUAUUAACAAGCGCCUCAGGCGAUUCUUAAGCAUACUGAAAUUUGAAAGCUUCUGGUCUGAACCUCAUGUAUUCACCUAGGGCUUUUGCUAGGUGGGAUACCAUGCCGAAAAAUUGAAUUAAUUGUAUGUUCUUAAAAUUGUUUUUCUUCUACUCCACUGUCCUCUUCCCUCAAAAUCACUUUUCUAAAAGAACUCUAUGAAAAACUUAUUUGUAUCAUACCCAAAUUGAUAUAUUUGUCUGAACUCUGUUACAUAAAAAUUGGUAUGAUUCAUAUGUGGAAUCAGUUUUUGGACUGUGACCCAUGCAGUGUUGGGGGACAAGGAGUUGCUUCAGGAGUUAGUGCAGUGCGCCUCCAAGGGGCAGUGAGCCAUGGAGGCUCCUGCCUUCUCACUGCAGUCAAUGCAGCCACACUUGUGUAUACUGAGUGCUGCUUCAGAUCUCAGUAGAUAAAAUAAUUCCACAUUUUAAAUGAUUCUGCUAUUUUUUAUAAAGGGUUUGAAAGCCACUACUAUAAUGACUUUGUCACCUAAUUGAUUUUCUACUAAUUUUUACAUAUUCAGAAACUUCGUGUUUUUUUGGUGGACAGAAUAUUUUGGAGUUCUCUGUCGCUGUUUAGAAUGUGGCCACUUGGCUGUCUCACAGUUUUUAAAGCUAUUUUAUUGAAUAGUAAAGCAGUGAACUUAGCCUUUGUUCUUUGUGUUUCUAAUUUAAGCAUAUAGUCUAUUUAAUUUUUGAUAUGUAAAUACACAUCCAUACAUAUAUAUUUACCCAUGUGGCCCUGUGUAGUCAGUGCAUGAGGCUUGCAUAGCCCAAAAAGGUACAUUCCAGGGUUCUGGGGAAAGAAUUUUAAAAGGCCAUCCUCUAAUACAGACGUUUAUAAAACUUAAAUGAAAUGAUUGAGCUUAACCAUAUGCAAGAAAGUCUGCAGAAAAUAAAUCACCUAGAAACUAUAAAUAGAAAUGUGCUGCUGAGGCUGGGCACGGUGGCUCACACCUGUAAUCCCAGCACUUGGGGGGCUAAGGGAGGUGUAUCACCUGAGGUCAGGAGUUUGAGACAAGCCUGGUCAACAUGGUGAAACGCCGUCUCUACUAAAAAUAAAAAAAAAAAUUAGGUACAUUGGCACAUGCCUUUAAUCCCAGCUAAUCAGGAGGCUGAGGCACGAGAAUUGCUCGAACCCAGGCGGCAGAGCUUGCAGUGAGCAGAGAUCACAUGACUGCACUCCAGCCUGGGCAACACAGCAAGACUCCAUCUCAAAAAAAAAAAAAAAGGCCGGGCAUGGUGGCUCACGCCUGUAAUCCCAGCACUUUGGGAGGCUGAGGCAGGUGGAUCACAAGGUCAGGAGAUCGAGACUAUCCUGGCUAACACGGUGACACCCCGCCUCUACUAAAAAUCCAAAAAUUUAGCCGGGCAUGGUGGCGGGCGCCUGUAGUCCCAGCUACUCGGGAGGCUGAGGCAGGAGAAUGGCGUGAACCCGGGAGGCGGAGCUUGCAGGGAGGCGGAGCUUGCAGCAAGCCAAGAUAGUGCCACUGCAGUGGGGCCUGGGCCAAAGAGUGAGACUCCGUCUCAAAAAAAAAAAAAGAAAGAAAUGUGUUGCUGGUAUCAGAUAUCAGACCAAGAACACUUCAGUCUCUCUAAGGAUGCCCUGAGCUACCUCACUGUUAAAGGACGACAUCAACACAAUGCACUAAACAGGAAAUAAGCUGUAAUCUAGAGAAUUUCCAUUAUGUGUUACUUUUUGGUGACUAACAUGGAAUGUUGAAAAGGAAGAGCUGGAAAGCUUAGUUGUUUUCCUUGUUCCUCUGACAUUGUCCAGGCAAGAGGGCAUCCUGAUCAGAUGAGUAGAUUUGGCUGAGAAAAACCCUAGAGUAAGGCAGGCACUUUGUGGAGUUGGAUGAUGAUGGCUCAUAAAAACGUUUGUUCUCAGUCCAGUUCAGGGCUCUGCCAGCAGUCUUUCAGAUUUGAACUGCUUAAACAAACCCUAUAGAUAAAUUGGCACUCUGAUUUGUAAUUCUGUUUGUACAAGUUUAGAGCAGCCUAGCUCGAGUCCUCAACCCCAGUCCUCUUAGAAGUGAACUGAUUGCACUGGAUCCCUAAACCCACAAUGUUGAGGACACAUGUGAUGACUCCACUUGCUCAGCCAGCUGGCCUCUUGCACUUUCCCCUGCCCACCACUUGUAACUACCACUUAAUUACCUUGUGUUAAUUGCUUUUGUUGUGUUGGGUCUGUAUUUUUGUGGUCAGUGCCUGCAGGCAGAAAUGUGAAAGCAUUUGGUAUGUUGAAGAUACUUGCUUCUUUUUUAAUAAAAUUAAAAGUGCAGCACUUAA
Pan troglodytes (chimpanzee) is the source of this 8023-nucleotide messenger RNA. It is a transcript of the gene DGKE, whose product is annotated as diacylglycerol kinase epsilon. The transcript is spliced from 11 exons. Bases 555 to 2144 code for a protein of 529 amino acids. Lineage: Eukaryota; Metazoa; Chordata; Mammalia; Primates; Hominidae. Gene Ontology annotation, biological process: phospholipase C-activating G protein-coupled receptor signaling pathway. Gene Ontology annotation, molecular function: ATP-dependent diacylglycerol kinase activity. Gene Ontology annotation, cellular component: membrane. The record is from RefSeq and is a predicted model, not a curated record.